AUGCCCGCGGCCCCGCCGCAGAGGGAGCGCGCUCGCCGCGCCCGCCCGCCCAUGCAGUUCGUGUACGUGAGCAGCUUCGGCUCGCACCGCAGCAGCACCGUGAUCCACCUGGGCCGGGGCCGCUGGCAGAGCCCCGGGCAGAGCUCCCCGGGCCGGGCUGGGGCCCCGAGGGCCGCCCCGGAGCCGCGGGCCGGGCCCAGCCCCGAGGGGCGAGCGGGGAGCGGCAAGGGCAGAGCCGGCAGCCGCACCAGCAGCGGUGACCCUCAAGAGGCUAAGGCUGACAUUUUUGACUUUCCUGUCCCUUCAAGAAACGUUGAUAAAGUCAUUAAACGAAAGAAGAAAAAGUCCAAAGUCUGGCACAAGGUAUGGAAAGUGAUUUCAAAAAUGCUUGAGGAAAAUGAAAGGUUCAGAAGUCGACUGUUGACCUGCAGCCAGGUUGAUGGAGAAGGCUCUGACAAGAUCCAGAGGUCACAGAAUGGGGCAUACCUGGACAGGGAUGAGUCCAUCUUUGGCUGGGUUUAGCAAGAAAAUAAAGGAAGAUUCAGCCCCAAAGGAAAUAUAAACAAAGUGAAAGCUUUUAUUUUGAUCUAGUUCUUCCUGGAGUCAGUGCAAAGCUGCAAAGUGACUUCAGGGAACACAGGUUCUCUGUUGUUUGCUUGGUGUUUGUGCUUCUGCUGUUUAAGAGGUUUGUUUUUACAGUGGCUUAAACAGCUCUGUUGCAAGAUAUUUAUCUCAAACCAUUAAGUCUGGUGUUUCACUGAGCUAUUAGUUUUAGAAAGCUUUUUAAUGAGCAUAAUAUUGUGACAGUUUGCUUGCAAAAGAAGAGAUACACAUUUACUGUUGUCUUUGUAUUUAUAUCUUUUAUUUUUGUAGCUUGUCAGAAUAAUAAACACAAAUUCAGUAAGGCAGUACUCCACACAAGACAUAAACACCACUUUCCUUUUUUCCUGGUUUGAAUAAA
Molecule: messenger RNA, 961 nt
Organism: Pseudopodoces humilis (Tibetan ground-tit)
Lineage: Eukaryota; Metazoa; Chordata; Aves; Passeriformes; Paridae
Source: RefSeq, a predicted model, not a curated record